Adineta steineri is the source of this 681-nucleotide messenger RNA. NCBI's taxonomy places the organism in Eukaryota, Metazoa, Rotifera, Eurotatoria, Adinetida, Adinetidae. The record is from the annotation of a GenBank genome assembly.
AUGAACAUCAGACGUGCUGCGGUAUCAUUUACAGGUGGAAAAGACUGUACUCUGUGUCUUCAUCGAGCUCUUAAAGAUGAAACAAUAUCGGUUGUCUUGCUAGUAACUUUUGCACCUGUCAAUUCCAAACCAUUCUUAGCUCAUCCAAUGCAUUUAAUUGAAGCUCAAUCUGAAGCGUUAGGAAUUCUACAUAAAGUCAUUCUUGUUGAAGCACCUUUUCUAAGUAGUUACCAGCAAAGAAUUAGAGAACUGUGGGAUGAGUAUAAAAUCGAAUUACUUUUUACAGGUGAUAUUCUUGACGUUUGUAAUAAUUUCAUGGUUCAUGCUACUGAAGGGUCUGGAGUUGAAUUAGUGAGACCAUUAUGGGGAAUUCCACGAAAUGAAUUAAUGCAAGAAUUAGUUAAUGAAGGAUUUGAUAUAGUCGUAUCCUGUGUAAAUAUUGACAAAAUAGAUCAAUCAGUAGCAAAUGAUUUAAUUGGAAAAUCUUAUUUCUAUGUCUAUGAAAAGAUCAAAGAGAUAAAUGGUAUUGAUCGGGCUGGAGAAGCCGGAGAGUUUCAUACAAUGAUUUUAAAUGCACCUCGUUUUAAUAAGCGUAUACAAGUUAAAGGGAAUGUUCAAACUGAUGAUACUGGUCAUUAUUUGUAUUUUAACUUUAACCAUGUUCAACUCAUUGCCAAAUAA